Armigeres subalbatus is the source of this 1266-nucleotide messenger RNA. Its product is annotated as lysosomal acid phosphatase-like. NCBI's taxonomy places the organism in Eukaryota, Metazoa, Arthropoda, Insecta, Diptera, Culicidae. The record is from RefSeq and is a predicted model, not a curated record. Gene Ontology annotation, biological process: dephosphorylation. The transcript is spliced from 4 exons. Bases 16 to 1140 code for a protein of 374 amino acids. Gene Ontology annotation, molecular function: phosphatase activity.
AGUCGCUUUGGAAUCAUGAGGUUCCGCUACGUGUUUUCAGUUUUCUUAGUGAUAGUUGUCUACAUGACUGAAACAGUAUCUAGUCGAUCACCAAAUAGUGAUUCGUUGAGAAUGGUUCUCGCUCUGUUUCGUCAUGGAGCUCGCAGUCCAGUGCAGUCGUUUCCAACGGAUCCACAUGCAGACUAUCCAUGGAUUAAAGGAAAGGAAGAGUUGCAACCACUUGGGUUCGAGCAAAUGUAUCAGCUCGGUAUAAACAUGCGCCGUCGUUACAAGUUCUUCAUCCCAGGUGACACAGUCAUGAGGAAGCGUAGUAUUUAUACCGUUAGCAGUUGUCUGCAACGCUGCAUUGAUAGUGCACAAUCGUUUCUUACGGGCUUUUUGAAGACGUCAAAUAGUUCCACAAUCCGAAAGCAACCUGUGCCAAUACAUGUUAUCCCUCCGGAUCAAGACACCUACAUUCGACAGAAUAGAACCUGUGAAAAGGUAAAACUGAUCACAUCACAAGAAAAGGCAAACAAUAGAUCAUUCCUAGCUUCAUUAUAUCGCCAAGCUGCUGUCUUGCAGAAGGUCAUCUCCGCGGAAGUAGGUACACCCAUUACUUCGACUUAUGACACGGCGUUGAUUUGCGAUUCGUUGGAUGUAUACAACACCUUCGGCUUAGAAUUACCCAACUGGGCGCACAAAAUCUUCCCCGGCCCGGCGCGGGAAUUCCUGCAAGCAUUUCUGCUCAGUUAUUCAGCGACACCGGAACUGAAACACAUCCGUGGUGGAGCGAUUUUAACUGAAUAUCUAAAGCAUAUGAAAGCCAAACGCGAUGGUCGCAGAAAGUACAACCAACGACUAUUCUUCUAUUCCGGUCACGAUCUAACACAGGUCAAUCUGUUCAACAGUUUAGGCAUGGAGGAGCAGGCAAUGCAGCGACCGGAGCUUGGAUCGGCGAUUGUUUUUGAGUUGCACAAAAAUCAGAUCCUAUGGAACGAUUGGGAGCUUCGUAUGAUUCACUACAGGAACUCUUCAACGUUGGAUCCCACAGAAUUGACAAUACCGAACUGUCCUAAGCCAUGCUCUUUGACCGAAUUUGAACAGAUAGUUAAGCCGCUGUUACUCGAUGACUACGAUGAGGUGUGCUCGAAUUGGUAGUAAAUAGCAUUUGAAUCACUUGUCGUAAGACGAGUUUGUACAAUCCCAUUUAAUUCCAUUUAAUUUCCAUUUAACUCCAUAAUUGGGAUUGUACAACCUCGUCUUACGACAAGUGAAGACAUUCCA